AUGCAUCCUGACGACCAGAUCUUCUCUGGAGCAUCGACACGGUCAUCAGGCGCUCUUCCAGAAUUCGGGCUUGCGAGCAUUGAUACUGAUACUACUACUUGGAACUCGCCGCGAACAGGUCCUGGAAUGGCCGCACAGUAUAACCCAGAUCGUCCGCCGCCAGGCGUACCAGAAGAACGACCCGUACCUAUAGAGGGCCAGCCAUCUGACGACAGUACUACGUCAAACAAGGCACAAGGUGCGCUCGGUCACCCUCAUCUCGGAUCACUCAGGUCACGAAAUCGCAAACCAAGUGAUGCCUCCGCUGGAGGUCCUCCCAAGCUAGAGUUCGACUUCUCACAAGACGACGAAAGAGCCACACCCUCACGUCGACCAUCGCAUCAAGGCCAAUGGCAGAUGCAACGAUACGGUCCCCCAGGACCACCAAGUGACUAUGGCUGGGAAGAUGACCGCGGCGGCUACCCUCGCCCUCCACACGACUACGGUAGGCCAAUGCGAGCAGGGCCAUCGUACGCAGACUACUGGGGCGAAGACCCUUACUACAACACUAGCCGCCCCUACCGCAGACCUUCGACGAUCCGGGAGUCAGCGGAGUGGACUGGGUCGGCGCAUGGUGGUGGUCCACCAGGUCCUCCGCCUCGUCGCAGGUAUCGUAACUAUGAUUCUGGGAGUGAUGGCGAGAGUGAUGAGCUGCCGUUGAGGAAGCCUCGUAGGAGGAGGACGGAGCGUAGUCAGCGCAGUCGUGCUAGUCCGCCGCCGGAGGUGAUCUAUAGGCUUCCGUUUACUACUUGGAUGAACAAUGCGGCCAAAGCUCACUUCGUCGCGACGAUUGGCGAGUUUAUGGGCACGACCAUGUUCUUGUUCUUCGCCUUUGCUGGUACUCAGGUCGCCAACAUUGGUGCGGGUGCUCGUACCGAUCAGUCGACUACCAACGCUUCCACUGGUUUCAGCCCGAUUGUGCUUCUCUACAUUGCAUUGUCGUUUGGAUUCAGUUUGAUGGUCAAUGUCUGGAUCUUUUUCCGUAUCUCGGGUGGCCUCUUCAACCCAGCCGUGACCAUCGCAAUGGUCAUGGUCAAAGGUGUCAGCGUCGUGCGAGGGUUCCUAUUGAUAGGCGCGCAGUUAGUCGGCGCGAUCUUCAGCUCCUUCCUCGUGUCGGUCUUGUUCCCGACCACGUUCAAUGUCCGGACGACGUUGUCUGAAGGAACAUCGAUAGCACGUGGUGUCUUCAUUGAAGCCGUUCUGACUGGCGAGCUGGUCUUCACCAUCUACAUGCUUGCCAACGAAAAGCACAAAGCAACCUUCAUGGCACCGAUCGGUAUCGGCAUGGCACUGUUUGUCGCUGAAAUGGUCGGAGUAUACUACACUGGUGGCAGCUUGAACCCGGCCCGUUCGUUCGGGCCAUGUGUCAUCUCCGGCGUCUGGGACAAUGAGCAUUGGAUCUACUGGGUCGGCCCAACUUCUGGUGCGAUUCUCGCAUGGGGCUUUUACCGCUUCAUCAAGAUGCUCGAGUACGAGAUGGCCAACCCAGGUCAAGAGGCGUCUAGUAGCGAGGAGGCGGCGGAAGAGGCUGAAGAAUUGACACCGCAGAAGCAGGCGAUGCGAGAGAAGGAAGAGGUGUGA
Messenger RNA from Fulvia fulva, 1620 nucleotides. Its product is annotated as Aquaporin-1. Lineage: Eukaryota; Fungi; Ascomycota; Dothideomycetes; Mycosphaerellales; Mycosphaerellaceae. Gene Ontology annotation, biological process: transmembrane transport. The transcript has 5 exons. Gene Ontology annotation, molecular function: water channel activity. The record is from RefSeq and is a predicted model, not a curated record. The coding region runs from base 1 to 1620 and encodes 539 amino acids. Gene Ontology annotation, cellular component: plasma membrane.